CAAAAGCUUACACAGAAAUGGAGUUUGAAUUCCAUAUGAGGGAGCUAGACAACUUGGAUAAGCGCAUAAGACCGUACCUGGAGAAAAUUGGCCAUGAAAAAUGGUCAAGGUAUCAUUCAGAAAACAACAGGUACUCUACCAUGACAUCAAACAUAGCUGAGGCACUGAACUCAGCAAAUUUAGCAGCAAGGGAAACACCAGUGACAACAUUAAUGGAGUGCUUGAGGGCACAAAUGCAAGAGUGGACAUACAAUAAUAGAAAGGAGGCACAAAAAUGCACAACAAGGCUGACACCAUCAUCUGAGAAAAAACUCAUAGGGAACUAUGUACAGUCAUUGCGACUAACAGUGAAACCAGCAAACCAGAACCUGUUUGAGGUGAUAGAUGAAGACAGAACAAGAAUAGUAAACUUGAAGGAGAAGACGUGCACAUGCAAUAGAUUUCAAAAAGAUGAAAUGCCAUGUAACCAUGCAGUCGCCGUCAUGAAGGACUUGAACAUAAACACAUACAACUACUGUGCACAAUACUACACAUCAAAAGCAUGGCUGCAAACAUAUGAAGAAACAGUAUACCCAGUUGGAAACGUAAGAGAAUGGGAACUUCCAGAUUUUUUUGAAGAAAUCAUAGUGUUGCCUCCAAAGGAGAGAAUCAAGUCUGGAAGGCCGAGGAAAAGAAGAAUGGCAACAGCUUGGGAAACAAAGAAACAAAACAAGUGUGGCAAGUGUGGACAAAAGGGACAUAACAAAAAGACCUGCAGAAGAAUUACAGCAUAGAAGUGGAAACAACUACACAUCAACCAAAAAACAACUAUAUUAAAACAUUUAGAAAACACAUACUGCAUAUUACGAUUGGUUGUUACAUACAUUUUUUUAUUGUGAUUUUUUAUGUGGAGAGAUAUUGAUAAUAGGGAAUUGGUAUUAUUAUCAUUAAUAUACAAAAGAACAUCAAAUA
Cannabis sativa is the source of this 951-nucleotide messenger RNA. RefSeq lists its product as uncharacterized. Gene Ontology annotation, molecular function: nucleic acid binding; zinc ion binding. NCBI's taxonomy places the organism in Eukaryota, Viridiplantae, Streptophyta, Magnoliopsida, Rosales, Cannabaceae. The transcript is spliced from 3 exons. The coding region runs from base 18 to 773 and encodes 251 amino acids. The record is from RefSeq and is a predicted model, not a curated record.